AUGGCGAAAAUAAUAACAGAUAAUAUGAAAGUGCCUGUUAUUAAAAUGACUUUUUUGUCAUUUUAUUUUGUUGUUCUAUUGACAAAUAUGUAUGCAUACUGCUACUCAGCUGAAAGACUGAUGACGGAGAGCACCAAAAUGACAUACGGCGUGUAUGAAUGCAAGUGGUAUGACAUACCACCGAAAGACGCAAAAGACUUAAUGUUCAUUGUAUAUCGAUCUAGGAUUCCCCUUAGAUUGACGAUUGGAAAAUUCGGAAUAUUUUCGUUAGAAAUGUUCGGAACAGUUCUGAAAACAUCAAUGGGAUACCUAUCGGCAUUGUUAGCAGUAAGAGAUUAA
This is a messenger RNA of Trachymyrmex septentrionalis, 339 nucleotides long. RefSeq names its product odorant receptor 47a-like. Gene Ontology annotation, molecular function: odorant binding; olfactory receptor activity. Bases 1 to 339 code for a protein of 112 amino acids. Gene Ontology annotation, cellular component: plasma membrane. Lineage: Eukaryota; Metazoa; Arthropoda; Insecta; Hymenoptera; Formicidae. Gene Ontology annotation, biological process: detection of chemical stimulus involved in sensory perception of smell; sensory perception of smell. The record is from RefSeq and is a predicted model, not a curated record. The transcript has 4 exons.